CAAAGCUCCCCCCAUUUGUCAUUUGUUUUUAUUUGGAAGCGUGCGGUGCUGUUGCUUACUUUCGAUAGGAACUGUUCUUGUUUGUUGUCGUGGUUGAGUUGGUGUGGUGGUAGUCGCGUUCUACCACAUUCUUCUCACCAUGUCACUGAAACAUGUUAUUGGUCGCGGCUUGGCGAUCGGCCGCACGGCCUUGCACCGGGCCGUUUUUAACCCGGUGUUACGCACUGCUGCGCAACUGCGCAACCUUCGCCCAAGACAGGCCUCCUACUCGAAUAGUUCGCUACUCCCGUCUCGAUAUCGUUACUUUAGGGUGUCGCUCAGUGGCCUGGCCGCACAGUUGCAGCGACAUCUAUUCCGUACAGCUAGCGGCACGGGUUCACCAAGGAACAGGGCUGUCUUCCUAGCUUUUGGGCUCGGGAUGGGACUAAUUGAGCAGCAGCUAGAGGAGGACAGGAACAGCAGUGCUGCCUGCAAGGAGAUCCAGGCACUUUUCCAUAAAAAAAUGAAGAAAUAUGAAAAUCCAUUCAAGUCUUUUUCUGCGGGUUACAAGUUGGAAGAUUACCUUAUUGGUCAAGAGAUUGGGAAGGGCUGCAAUGCAGCAGUAUAUGAAGCAGCCCCUGCGAACAAAGACUACACAUUUGCUAACAUAUACUCCUCAGAAAAACAAAACACUAGUGCAGAAAAAAGUGAAAAGGACUUGGUACCAGUGAAGUUCUCUUCUGGUUCAAUUUUUCCUUUAGCUGUGAAGAUGAUGUGGAACAUUGGGGAAGACUCAUCCUGUGAAUCCAUUCUGAAAAUGAUGGGAAAGGAAUUGGUUCCUGCAAGCCCACAUGCCAUGAGUGCUGACAAAAGGACAGUUACUCUUAAAGGGCACUUUGGCUACAAGACAAAAAAACUGGAACCUCAUCCAAAUGUAAUAAAGAUUUUCCGAGCCUUUACAGCAGAUGUACCCCUUUUGCCUGAUGCUUGGGAGAGUUAUCCUGACAUGCUUCCCACAAGAUUGAAUCCUACAGGCAUCGGCCAUAACCGCACUCUCUUCUUGGUAAUGAAGAAAUAUCCUCGUACUUUACGACAGUAUUUGGAUGAAACUAUUCCUCCACAUAGGGAAGGUGUUCAGAUGAUUCUGCAGCUUCUGGAAGGAGUGGAUCAUCUUUACAAACAAGGGAUUGCUCACCGGGACCUGAAGUCCAAUAAUAUCUUAAUGGAAUAUGAUUCAGUUGGCUCCAUUCGUUUGGUAAUCACUGAUUUUGGUUGCUGUCUGGCUGAGAGUUACUGGGGUUUAAAGCUGCCAUUUAACAGUACCUGUGUUGACCGUGGUGGUAACAUGUCCCUCAUGGCUCCUGAAGUUGUAUCAGCAGUUCCUGGACCAUGUACCUUUAUUGAUUAUUCAAAAGCAGAUGUAUGGGCUGUAGGUGCCAUUGCUUAUGAAAUAUUUGGACGGCCAAAUCCAUUUUACAAAACAGGCUUGGAAAGUCGGACCUACCAUGAGAGAGAACUACCUGCACUGCCUCAACAGAUGCCUCCUGCAGUGCAGCUUCUUGUGAAGCUGCUGUUGCGCAGGGACCCACAUAAGAGACCAAGUGCCAGAACUGCUGCCAAUAUGCUUCAUAUUUACUACUGGAAUGAAAAGCGAUCCUUUCUCAAUCCAGCCAUCAUGAACAAGACUGUUGACUGGCUUCUGUGUCAGUGUGCCACUGCCAUACUCCAGAGUAGAGGCUACAGAGGAAACACCGUAGAAGUGGAACUACUGAGUUGCUUUCUUUCAAAUAUCGACAUGGCAGAAUUCCAAACAGGGAUAGCUUAUUUAGAGUUCUGUGGACAAAAAAUAAAAUGAACUCCUUUAAAUAAAUGUGUGGCCUGUAGGCUGAAUAGGCACUUUAACGUGUUUUACUGUUGCUUGUAAGAAACCAGGUUUCUUUUUUUUGUUGGUAUUAUUUUUCUAAACCAACUUUUACAACACUAAAGUUGAAGGUGUCAAAGGAAUUUGAGAGAUUCUAGCAGAAAAUGCUCUUCCUUGGUUUCACUUUACAAAUUAAUUUUAUUGAAAUUGGAGAAAAUGGCACUUUUUUUUAGCGAAGUCGUAUUUUGGAAAAACUCAUUUUAGUCAAGAAAAGUUUUUUUUUUCUUGUUGACAACACUUUGCUUACAUAGAGUAUAUUUUACUAAAAUGUAAAUUUUAUCCUAAGGAAAUAUUUUGCUGUUUUAUGUUUUGUUAUAAACAUUAAAAGAGGACUGGUAUGUAGAA
Messenger RNA from Erpetoichthys calabaricus (reedfish), 2245 nucleotides. It is a transcript of the gene pink1, whose product is annotated as PTEN induced kinase 1. Lineage: Eukaryota; Metazoa; Chordata; Cladistia; Polypteriformes; Polypteridae. The coding region runs from base 140 to 1834 and encodes 564 amino acids. The record is from RefSeq and is a predicted model, not a curated record. Gene Ontology annotation, cellular component: mitochondrion. The transcript is spliced from 8 exons. Gene Ontology annotation, biological process: regulation of apoptotic process; autophagy of mitochondrion; positive regulation of mitochondrial fission. Gene Ontology annotation, molecular function: ATP binding; protein serine/threonine kinase activity.